CAGAGCGCGGGGGGCGGAGCCGGAGCGCGGGGACCAGGCCAUGGCGGCCGCCGGGCGCUGGUGCCGGCGCUCGGCCUGGGAGCGCCUUUGUGGCCGCGGACGAUGGUGACCUCGCGGCUCGGGCCGCUGCCGCUGCCUCCGCCUCCCGAGACUCCGCAGCCGAGGCCGGACGCGGGAGAGCCGCCGCUGUGAGCUGCGCAUACCGUGCCCCCCGCCGUCGCAGCCGAAGAUCUCACCGGAGGGGCGGGAGUCGGAGCCGGGCAGCAGCGGACACCGCCAUCCCCAGUGCCGCCCCGCAGGCCGGGACGUUGCGGCCCCAGGUCUGCUCCAAGAAAACAAUCAAAAACAAAAACAUGGCUGCAAAGGAGAAACUGGAGGCAGUGUUGAAUGUGGCCUUGAGGGUGCCAAGCAUCAUGCUGCUGGAUGUCCUGUAUAGAUGGGACGUCAGCUCCUUUUUCCAGCAGAUCCAAAGAAGUAGCCUCAACAAUAACCCUCUUUUCCAGUACAAGUAUUUGGCUCUUAAUAUGCAUUAUGUUGGUUAUGUCUUAAGUGUUGUGCUGCUCACUUUGCCCAGGCAGCAUCUGGUUCAGCUUUAUUUAUAUUUUUUGACUGCCCUGCUCCUCUAUGCUGGACAUCAGAUAUCCAGGGACUAUGUCAGGAGUGAACUGGAGUCUGCCUAUGAAGGACCAAUGUAUUUAGAACCUCUCUCCAUGAAUCGCUUUACCACAGCCUUAAUAGGUCAGCUAGUGGUGUGUACCUUAUGCUCCUGCGUCAUGAAAACAAAGCAGAUCUGGCUCUUCUCAGCGCACAUGCUUCCUCUGCUGGCCCGACUCUGCCUCGUCCCGCUGGAGACCAUUGUCAUCAUCAACAAAUUCGCUAUGAUUUUUACAGGACUGGAAGUCUUGUAUUUUCUAGGGUCUAACCUUCUAGUACCGUAUAACCUCGCCAAGUCUGCAUAUAGGGAGCUAGUGCAGGUAGUGGAGGUGUACGGCCUUCUGGCCCUGGGAAUGUCCCUGUGGAACCAGCUGGUCGUCCCCGUGCUCUUCAUGGUCUUCUGGCUUGUUUUAUUUGCUCUUCAGAUCUACUCCUACUUCAGCACCCGAGAUCAGCCUGCAUCCCGUGAGAGGCUUCUCUUCCUCUUCCUGACAAGCAUUGCAGAGUGCUGCAGUACACCAUACUCACUUCUGGGCUUGGUCUUUACCGUGUCCUUUGUCGCCUUGGGCGUUCUGACUCUAUGCAAGUUCUACCUGCAGGGAUAUCGAGCCUUCAUGAACGAUCCUGCCAUGAACAGGGGCAUGACAGAAGGAGUCACUCUCCUGAUCCUGGCGGUGCAGACCGGGCUCAUAGAACUUCAGGUGGUCCACCGUGCAUUCCUGCUGAGCAUCAUCCUCUUCAUCGUUGUUGCCUCGAUCCUACAGUCCAUGUUAGAGAUCGCAGAUCCCAUUGUUUUGGCGCUGGGAGCAUCUAGAGACAAGAGUUUGUGGAAACACUUCCGUGCUGUGAGCCUCUGCCUGUUCCUCCUUGUGUUCCCCGCAUACAUGGCCUACAUGAUCUGCCAGUUCUUCCACAUGGACUUUUGGCUUCUCAUCAUCAUCUCCAGCAGCAUACUCACCUCGCUCCAGGUUCUGGGAACGCUUUUUAUAUACGUCUUAUUUAUGGUUGAGGAAUUCCGAAAAGAGCCAGUGGAAAACAUGGAUGACGUCAUCUACUAUGUGAACGGCACCUACCGCCUGCUGGAGUUCCUUGUGGCCCUCUGCGUGGUGGCCUACGGCGUCUCAGAGACCAUCUUUGGCGAGUGGACCGUGAUGGGCUCCAUGAUCAUCUUCAUCCAUUCCUAUUACAAUGUGUGGCUCCGCGCCCAGCUGGGCUGGAAGAGCUUCCUCCUCCGCAGGGACGCUGUGAACAAGAUUAAGUCUCUCCCCAUCGCGACCAAGGAGCAGCUUGAGAAGCACAACGACAUCUGCGCCAUCUGUUACCAGGACAUGAAGUCUGCUGUGAUCACCCCUUGCAGUCAUUUCUUCCACGCAGGAUGUCUUAAGAAAUGGCUGUACGUUCAGGAUACCUGCCCUCUGUGUCACUGCCAUCUCAAAAACUCCUCUCAGCUUCCAGGACUGGGGACAGAACAGGUUCCACAGCCUCCUGCAGGGGCUGAGCAGAACAAUGUACUUCAGGAAGGUCCCGAACCCCCAGACCAUGAGCGUCCCCCAGGUACUGGGACGCAGGAAGGUUCUGGGGACAGUAGUGAACACAGCAGCAGAAGCUCUGAGAGCCAGGAAGGGGCUGGUGACCCUGGAGAGGCUACUCAGAGUGCAAAAGGUGAAUCGUGUCCUGUUGAGUCCUCCGCCUAGAGGAGAAACAGGCUUGGAGCUCUGUACUGUGGAGAAGGCCGCCCAAGGUGGAGUUCACGCUCAGAUCUGAGUGGAUGUAGGACAGGAUGAGGCAGGAGCCUGACAUUCCAAGGAUCUACCCCAGGGGUACUCAGUGGACACCACCCACUCUCCACCCCACUCCAUGAUGUAGGAGAAAGUUUGCAAUGUACAUUAAUCAGAAAUGUAUUUAUAUGUUCUAUGGUGAUGUUUUAUAGAGGUUUGCCAAGAAAAUUCAACCUCCGCAACUUCAGGAGCAGCCCCUGAUUUGCGAGGGAUAAUGAAAUCAGGUCUGAUCUGAGUGUUUGAAAGGGGCUGAGUGGACGAAGAUCCGGAGGUCAGCGUGGGAAGAUGAAGGCAGAGGUGGAGCUGGCUUUUCCCUUCCCGUGGGGCAGGAUAUAACCAGGACAGGAUCGCUCUGGUUAUAUAGUGUGGCUGAUGACCUGUGCUUUUCUCCGCUCGCCUUUCCCUCAGUUGAUUGGAACCACCAAUGAUUCUGGAAUUUUCUACAGCACUGCAGUGAAAUCAAAGAUGUAGAAGCAUUGACUGUAUUCUAAGAUGGAGGCACACAUACGCCAUGACGUGCUUUGGAGAAGGGGUGGGGGGGCACUGGGCCUUGCGGGUGCAUUCACGUCACCUGAGACUCUUGAACUUGAUGCUGGAGUCUUCAUUAUUUUGAUGUAUAUGGAACUUUUGUUAAUAUAUUGUAUACUUCGUUGGCUGUGUGAAGUAAACUAAAACUCUAAUGAACACUUUGGAGUCCACUUUAACAAAGGAGGCCAAAGUGGGAGGGGCUUUAGGGCACUGAUAAAGGCCCUAAGUGUACUGUUCAAUCCUGUGUACUGUUUCAUUCCCGCAACUGAGUCAAAAGCAGUGUUAAUUAUGGCAGCGUUUGCAGUUUGGGAAUGAGUACCGAACUGUAUGAUCUCGCUCUGCAAACGCCACUUUUAAAGCUGUUAAUACACUUUGCACCCUUUCUUUGACAAGGAUGUGUCAUAUUUAAAUUUUUACAUUCAUCAUGGCUACAGGUAGAACUGGGGAGGGGGGUGUAAUUUUUUAUGGGAUUUUGAUAUGAAAAGAAACUAGUCAUUUAUUUAUACAAUAAGCUUGGCUCAAAAAAAAAUGUAUUUCAGACUUGGUAUUCCUAAUGUGGGAUGUGGUUUUCUUUUGUUUUUCGUAGCAAAUUUGGAUGUAGACUGACAGACAUAGCUGAAUGUCUUAAUAAAUUUAAAUUUGAAAAUAA
This is a messenger RNA of Meriones unguiculatus (Mongolian gerbil), 3609 nucleotides long. RefSeq names its product ring finger protein 145 (gene Rnf145). Gene Ontology annotation, molecular function: zinc ion binding; ubiquitin protein ligase activity. The coding region runs from base 354 to 2348 and encodes 664 amino acids. NCBI's taxonomy places the organism in Eukaryota, Metazoa, Chordata, Mammalia, Rodentia, Muridae. The record is from RefSeq and is a predicted model, not a curated record. Gene Ontology annotation, cellular component: endomembrane system; endoplasmic reticulum. The transcript is spliced from 11 exons.